CAGUGUUAUAGCUAUCGUGUAUAAGAUUCUUAUAUUAGACGCAAAAUUUUUAGUGAUAGAUAUAUAAUAUAAAAUAGCUGUUUCUUAAAUUUAUUGCAGUUUAUGGCUACAGAUCGGGUUUCAUACAGCAAAUCAAUUUUUAUUGUAUUCAUAAUCCUCGCUUUAAACGUUAUUAUCUCGGUGUACAUACAUCAAUCAUUCCGGCAAACUAUUUUAAUUGCUCCAAAAAGUGAAGAAGACAAAAAACUCCCGGAGGUUUUUAGUGCAGUAAUAUACAAAUCUGGAUACGAAAACGGUCCUCUUUUGCAGAAAUGCGAGGAGUUCCAGAACUACGCCGAUUAUCAUGGCUACAGUUCGUCAGUAUGCCGUAGUGGCCUAGGAAACGAGUUAGGACUCCUGGCAUUCGGCUUCGCUGUCCAUCUGCAGUUUGGAAUCAAACUUAUGUUGAGCACUCGCCAGCAAGAAAUUUUAUCUCCAGUCUUCAAUGUCAGUAGACUGUGCCGAAAUAAUGAUGGAUCCGCAUUUUGCAUGAGUCUGCCGAAAGAUUGCAAUCUUGAGAAACCAACAGAUCCAGGUCGGUAUGUGGAACCAUCGGUGAAAGAGAUCUGGAAAAAAGGAGUCCAGGCCUACGGAGAAGUGCCAGAUGACAUGAAAGGAAAGCGGGCUCAACUUCCUCAUUGGCCCACUUUUCUACCAUUCUUCGUUAACGCUCAUUUUGCCGAAUUCCGUUCUCGAAUUUUCUUCAACGAAGACGUGUGGAAUGAUGCGAGAUUGAUCUUUAAGAAAUUGAAUGAAGUGAACAAUUGUUCAAUAGAGACCAAUUGUUCCGUUGUGUAUGUCCACAUGCGAAUGCAGGUCACUUGCGGGGUCACAAAUGGGGACCCGAAGUCUUCUUUUCGACAAACUAUAUGCAGGAAGCCUUCAAGAAUGUGUCCAACACGUACAACAACCCAGUGUUCUACGUUGUUGGCCACACAGACUCAGAUGUAGCCAAUUUCUUACGUUCGCACAAAAAGGACUUCGAUUCUUACAAGGUUGUCGUUGUUGCCCCAUUUGAGACAAAAAUGCUGAAGAGAAAGACAUAUGAAGGUGUAGAAAUGGCUUUAAUAGCAAUGAGCGAUGUAGUGAUUUUAUCCUACGGAACGUACGGAGAUUUUGGAGCUCUACUGGGAAAAGACAAAAAACAAGUUCUGUACCCAAAAUCACACAAAGCGCACGACGAAACAGGAGUCAAUCAAGGCUUGCCUAGAUUUAUGCCCAUAUCAUGGAAGAAAACAAAAUGAGAUAAUGUUUUUUUUUCAAAUCGUUUACAGCAAUAAUAGCCUAGCAUACAAUUAUCCGGGUCAGGGUCUGCAAAUUAUG
Molecule: messenger RNA, 1362 nt
Organism: Symsagittifera roscoffensis
Lineage: Eukaryota; Metazoa; Xenacoelomorpha; Acoela; Convolutidae
Exons: 5
Coding region: 103-990 (295 amino acids)
Source: RefSeq, a predicted model, not a curated record